Hippocampus comes (tiger tail seahorse) is the source of this 1127-nucleotide messenger RNA. RefSeq names its product arylalkylamine N-acetyltransferase 2 (gene aanat2). Gene Ontology annotation, cellular component: cytoplasm. The record is from RefSeq and is a predicted model, not a curated record. Gene Ontology annotation, molecular function: aralkylamine N-acetyltransferase activity. NCBI's taxonomy places the organism in Eukaryota, Metazoa, Chordata, Actinopteri, Syngnathiformes, Syngnathidae. Gene Ontology annotation, biological process: circadian rhythm; response to light stimulus. The transcript is spliced from 3 exons. Bases 477 to 1106 code for a protein of 209 amino acids.
UUAAUCUACCAAAAAUCAACGCCAAAAUCACAAGAGACAGCAACAUGGCUUGUUCUGGCAACCUAUGAUCCAAGAAACCAAUAGUGUCCGUCCAAGGUGUUUAAGAUGGUAAAGGCUCCAAACCCCCAUGAAAAGAUGGCCAAAAUAAAUAGACAAAAACACGCUUCCAUAUUUUUACAUACAGCGUAUCAACAUUGAGUUGCAAUUUCUGCAGGAAUUACACAUCCACGUACAUAACACUUUUGUAACAUCUCCCAUUUGUCAAAGUGGUACUGUAAAAAGUGUUUAGGCCGGAUGCACCCAGCAAAUGCCCGUCACGGGGCGGGAUUACGAGACAGAAAACGAGCAGGUGUCACGUUGCCGGCAGCGACUUACGCAAACACACGUCGUCGUCAUCCUCCCUCAGCUCACAAGCGCACUCCAGCGAGAGACCCAACGAGCCCAACAUUUUUGUCCUUGCGAGUCCAGUCGGCAUCAUGAGCCAGCACCCGAGCGUCUCGUCGCCCUUCCUCAAGCCCUUCUUCCUGAAGACGCCAAUGCGGGUGGUCAGCCCGCUGCGGCAGAGGCGACACACGCUGCCCGCCAGCGAGUUCAGGAACCUCACGCCUCAGGAUGCCAUCAGCGUGUUCGAGAUCGAGAGAGAAGCUUUCAUCUCGGUGUCCGGCGAGUGUCCUUUGACCCUGGAAGAGGUGCUGCAUUUUGUGGAUCAAUGCCCGGAGCUGUCGCUGGGCUGGUUCGAGGAGGGCCAGUUGGUCGCCUUCAUCAUCGGCACGGGCUGGGACAAGGAGAGGCUUUCGCAGGAGGCCAUGACGCUACACGUGCCCAACACAACAACGGUGCACAUCCACGUGCUGUCGGUGCACCGCCACUGCCGGCAGCAGGGCAAAGGCUCCAUCCUGCUGUGGCGCUACCUGCAGUACCUGCGCUGCUUGCCGCGCCCCCGCCGGGCCCUGCUGGUCUGCGAGGACUUCCUGGUGCCCUUCUACCGUAAGGCCGGCUUCAAGGAGAAAGGCCCGUCGGCAAUCAGCGUGUCCAACAUGCGCUUUCAGGAGAUGGAGUAUUUGCUGGGCGGGCAGGCGUACGCCCGGCGGAAUAGCGGCUGCUAGUCCCGCCCACCUGAAUGACAC